Vigna radiata var. radiata (mung bean) is the source of this 1189-nucleotide messenger RNA. Its product is annotated as 60S ribosomal protein L2, mitochondrial. Gene Ontology annotation, cellular component: ribosome. NCBI's taxonomy places the organism in Eukaryota, Viridiplantae, Streptophyta, Magnoliopsida, Fabales, Fabaceae. Gene Ontology annotation, molecular function: structural constituent of ribosome; RNA binding. The transcript has 2 exons. Gene Ontology annotation, biological process: cytoplasmic translation. The coding region runs from base 74 to 703 and encodes 209 amino acids. The record is from RefSeq and is a predicted model, not a curated record.
AAAUAGCGUGGAAAGAGAGAGUAGUGAUCAAAUCAGGAACCCUAACUUGAAGUUGGAAGAGGAAGAAGAAAGAAUGUCUGGUGUGAAGAGAGCACUGAGGCAGUUUACGUUCGGAAGCGGCAAGACCGCCGGUCGCAACUCGUCGGGGCGCAUAACGUCGUUUCACAGAGGUGGCGGACAUAAGCGGCUGCAACGAACCGUAGAUCUCAAAAGGAACACCACUUCUUCCUUGGGUGUCGUCGAACGGAUCGAGUACGAUCCUAACCGUUCCUCCGACAUCGCACUCGUUCGCUGGCUACAAGGCGUCCACCACCACCAACGUCGCGCCGGCUCCGGCUCCGGCGCCGCGGCCUGCUCGUCCAAGCUCCUAGCCCUCAAUCCCGCUGUCACUAACAGUGACAGCAUUCGUGGCGUGUUCGCGCUCAAUUCGAUGUUGCCGCGCAUUGGAACUUCCACUAGAGAGGUUUUCCUGUCUGCGUUCUCGUCCAAGGCCAAGGGACGGGAUACGAAAUCGGAAUUGGAAUCGGUUUCUUCGAUCGGAUUGCCGCGGAUGGUGGUUGCCGCCUCGAGAGCUCCGUUCUUCGCGCCACGUGGGAAAGGGGAGAAGACGUUAGAGGUUCGGAAUUGGAAAAGGAAUAGCGACGCUUGGGCGCAUAGGAACAAGCGUAGAGUGGCGGUCUCGUGGCAGAGCAUCGCGCGUUGAGUUGGUGCUAUUUCGAAUUGUAAAAGCUAAACUUCUGGCUCACUGCCUUUAAUUUUGUUUAUAACUGAUGAAUUGUUGGUUGGGAUUGUGCUUCUCUGAAUGUUGAGGUGUAAGGCUUGAAUUGGUGAGUAGUGUUCAGUUUGUUUGCUCUUGCCCUGAUUGGUAUCGCAAGUGAAAGCGAGAGAGGGAUAGGAACUGAAUGAAUAGAUGGCUGUGUCAUUUCCAUUCCAUUCUCUUCUCAUGUUUUGAGUGAAUAUGCUGUUGGAGAAAAGACUUGCUUCCCAUUUGGGAUUAGUAGAGACAAGUCAACCAUGCUUGUGGCCCUUCCCCUAGUUUGUGAGUUAAUAUUUUAGCUGGAGAUAAUAUAGCCGUUUCUCUUUUUCAAUUUAAGUUCACCCUCAUCCCUUUGCCUUCCAUUGUAAAAUAUUCUGAAAGGUGGUGGGGGUUUGUUACUUAUCGAUUCCGGGCUCUGGAACUUUUGAGAAA